UGAGGGCACUGGAAAAUUCUGGAAUGCUAUGAGGUCUCCGUGCUAUGGUGAGAAGUUUGGGCUUGGAGAUACUAUUGUUUGUGCAGUCAGUCUUGAAGAAAAGCCCUUGGCUUCCAUUUCUUUUUCCAAGAAUGGAAAGUGUUUGGGUACGGCGAUGAAGUUCAAUGCAGCCAUGGAUCCUGAAGUGAAGAAUUUUCAAUGGGAAUUUGCCUUUUUCCCUCAGCUUCUGUUGAAAAAUGUGGAAGUGGAGUUGCAGUUCAGUGUUGAAGAUGAACUUGUUCUUGAAGAUGGAUUUAAGCCUUGCCUGGCUGCUCUUAGGGAUGGAAAUGCUAUUGGGGGACCGGUUUUUGAUGAUCCAAAGGAUUGUGAAAUGAUGAUGAUGGUGGGUAUGCCUGCCUCAGGCAAAACAACUGGGGCAAAGAAAUGGGUGAAAGACCACCCAGAGAAGCGAUAUGUUUUCGUUGGUAUAAACAUGGUUUUUGACCAAAUGAAGGUUUGUGGUCAUUGCUUGAUGUGCACUUUUCUGUUCAUUAUUUCAUUUUUGUUGCUUGACAGAAAGCGUGACAGAUAUUGAAACUAUGUGCCGGUGCCAGGGCACUUGCAUAAGCAGGUAAAGGAGAGUGAUGAUGACCUAUAUCAUCUCGAACUUCUGCUAAUUAAAGCAUGUUAUAUCUUAGAUAGUCUUUCAUCCAGAGCAACCGUCAGAGCAGCCACCACUCCUCGCAAUUACAUUCUUGAUAGCACAUAUCUAAAGAAGGGUGAACGUCAGUAUGAACUUAGGUAGUUCAAUCUGUUCAAGAAGAUUGCUGUUGUGGUGUUUCCAAGCCCCGAAGAGGUGAAGGCUCGUUUGCUACAAAGAUUUGAUGAUUUGGGAUUUUUGGUACACGCUAAAAUAAUGAAUGAAUUGUUGGGUAAUGGUCGUUCCCUUCCCAAUUGUGUAUUUAUGAUUUUUUUUUUAUAUGUAUGUUCUAAUCCUGGAUUAUCUUUCUGCAGCCACUUUUGUUUUACCUGUCAG
Molecule: messenger RNA, 1015 nt
Organism: Rosa chinensis
Lineage: Eukaryota; Viridiplantae; Streptophyta; Magnoliopsida; Rosales; Rosaceae
Product: heterogeneous nuclear ribonucleoprotein U-like protein 1
Exons: 2
Coding region: 29-574 (181 amino acids)
Source: RefSeq, a predicted model, not a curated record